Messenger RNA from Delphinapterus leucas (beluga whale), 484 nucleotides. NCBI's taxonomy places the organism in Eukaryota, Metazoa, Chordata, Mammalia, Artiodactyla, Monodontidae. The record is from RefSeq and is a predicted model, not a curated record.
UCCAGUCGGUGCUCUUUCAAUCCUGUUUGUUGCGAGAACCUGAGCUCUAGGCCUUGUAGCAUUAUUUUCAGUUAUGUCUGGCCGCGGAAAGCAAGGAGGCAAGGCCCGUGCCAAAGCCAAGUCGCGCUCGUCCCGCGCAGGUCUGCAGUUCCCGGUGGGGCGAGUGCACCGUCUGCUACGCAAAGGCAACUACGCCGAGCGGGUGGGGGCCGGCGCGCCCGUCUACAUGGCGGCAGUUCUCGAGUACCUGACCGCCGAAAUUCUGGAGCUGGCGGGCAACGCGGCCCGAGACAACAAGAAGACGCGCAUCAUCCCUCGUCACCUGCAGCUGGCCAUCCGCAACGACGAGGAACUGAAUAAGCUGUUGGGCAAAGUCACCAUCGCCCAGGGUGGCGUUUUGCCCAAUAUCCAGGCCGUUCUAUUACCAAAGAAAACUGAAAGCCACAAAGCCAAAAGCAAAUAAAUCCAGACAAAGUGAACCAAA